Molecule: messenger RNA, 573 nt
Organism: Penicillium lagena
Lineage: Eukaryota; Fungi; Ascomycota; Eurotiomycetes; Eurotiales; Aspergillaceae
Exons: 2
Coding region: 1-573 (190 amino acids)
Source: RefSeq, a predicted model, not a curated record
AUGUUUCACCUCGGCUCAGCAACCAACCUCAAGGCGUGGUGGUGCUCCAAGGCAGCCUGGAAUUGGCCGGCUCGGCAUGAGCCACUCAUUGGUGAGACGCCUAAAGCGCCCGAAUUCGUUGCAUCCCCGCUCAAGCAUGUACGGCACCGGCGGCGAGGACUAUUUCACGCAGGGAUGGGGCAUGCCAAAAAAUGCUCCCUCGAGUCCGGACAUGCAAACCAUCUGCGCGAUGACCGGAAUACGACCGCGUACUGGUACCAAACUCUUCCCGGUCCCAGGCUCGACAGUUUGCCCGUGGAAAAAGGCAUUCCGCGCAGGCCUCAGUUCCCGUCGUCGGCCGAUGUGCCGGAGCUGGAGGUGAGCAGCAUGAGUGUGGAGAAGCAGGCGAUGGUUUGGCAGCAGGGUGAGCACAUGGAGGUGUUUGUUAAGGACCGCAAUGAGUGGCUGUGGCGGAGGGCGCAGGUUUCUCAAGAGCGGGCGCGCAGUUAUGUUCGAGAUUUGCAAAGAUAUCCGGCGGCGUUUUCUGUAGGGGUUGGGCAAUUAGGGCAAGCAAUGCAGGUGCUUGAGAUAUAG